Molecule: messenger RNA, 1436 nt
Organism: Pezoporus flaviventris
Lineage: Eukaryota; Metazoa; Chordata; Aves; Psittaciformes; Psittacidae
Gene: CD79B
Product: CD79b molecule
Exons: 7
Coding region: 124-798 (224 amino acids)
Biological process (GO): B cell differentiation; B cell receptor signaling pathway
Cellular component (GO): B cell receptor complex; external side of plasma membrane
Source: RefSeq, a predicted model, not a curated record
CCGUCUCGUGUAGCAGCAGCUUUGCCAUUUUUAGGUACAGAGGCCGAGCUGUCCAGACCGGGUGCCGUGGGCCACAGGAGCAAGAGCCAGGGCUGGAUGUGUCCCUGUUGUUGGCAGUGAGAGAUGGCUGAUUUCUGCAGCAGGCUCUGGGUGCUCCAGCUGAACCUCUGGGCGAUGGCUCUGGCCACAGGUGGGAUCUCAGCAGACAACAGCACCUGGAACAGCACAGACAGUGGGUGCAUCACGGUGAGGCAGUACCCACGCUUUGUGGGGGCCAAGAGGAACACCCCCAUCCAGUUCAUCUGCUACUUCGAGGACCCCCACAGCAUCCAGUGGUACAAGAUGGCAGAGGGCAGCGACGACUUCCACGAGCUGAGUACCAGCACCCCCCGCUACAGCAUCCAGACAACAGAGAACUUCACCAGCUUCACCAUCUCCAGCAUCACCUACGAGGAUAACGGCAUCUACGUCUGUGACAGGAAGAACCUCACAGCGCAGCAGCGGCCGCACGACUGCGGGACACAGCUCAAGGUCCUGAGUCACAGUAACAUCCGGCAGGUGCAGAGCAGGAACACCCUGAAGGACGCCAUCAUCAUCAUCCAGUCCAUCCUGCUUGUCAUCUUCAUCAGUGUCCCCAUACUCCUCUUUCUCAAUAAAGGCGAAGGCAAGGAAAGCCUGGAGGAGGACCACACCUAUGAGGGCCUGGAGGUGGAGCAGAUGGCCACCUACGAGGACAUCACCCCCUUCCGGGAUGUGAAGGCCAAGUGGACAGUUGGGGAGCACCCAGGAGAAGAGUGAGGGGUCCUGCACCCAGCGCCAGCAUCCACAGGGACCGGCCUCAGCUCCUGUCCUGGACCACAGCUUCGAUGAGUGCCUGGAUCCCAGGCUGUGAUCCCUGGUUGCAAACCACCUCCGGCGUCCCUGCACAGAGCCCAGGCCCUGCUAUACACCCCUAAAGCCCCUGUAGAAAUUAGGAGCCACCUGCAAACCCCCCAGUAUCAACCUGGCCCCAAGCCCCGGCAGACCCACACCACACCAGCACUGAGCUCCUGCAUGGGCAAUGCCACGCAAGCCCCACAGUGGGUGGGGGUCUCCUCCAGCCCCACCACCCCUGGGAAGGACAGGACCAGCCAUGGUCACUGUGCGCUGCAAGGACCCUCCUGGCCUGCGAGACCCCACUGCAGCCCUGGCAGAGGAGCCAAGGUGAGCAGCACCAUGUGGAUGAUGGAGGAGGAUUUGGUGCCACCAGUAGCCUUCCAGCCAUGGCUGUACCCAGCAGCUGUCGGAGGUAGAGGAUCCUCCAAACCCACUUCAUUUUCCUCAAAGAUGACAGGAAAAGCUGGGGAUGCAGCUCUCAAGAGCUGGCCCGUGCCAUGAAGAUGUCCCUGCACUGAGGGACCCGUGCAACCUCAGAACGGAUGGGACAGAUGUGCACU